UCCGAUGAAGGAGUAUCCGGAGCUCGGGAAGCGGAGCUGGGAGAGGCCGAGGCUCGGGCCGGGGCCUGCGGAGCCACCGGGGACAUGCGAGGCGCAGCGGCAGAAGAGGAGGCCGCGUCCUACCGGGUGCUGAGCCGGCUUCUGGCAGGGGAAGAAGAAACGGCCAGGCCUAGGCUGAUGGUUUUCCGGAACAUGCUGCGAGGGGAGGAGGAGGAGGCCGCGCCGGAGCCGGAUGCUGGCGUAGAAGGGGUGUCCGGGGAAGGGGUUCCGCAGUCUUCUGAGCUCUGUAGCCGACAUCGUAAAGCCACGCAUUCCGGGGAAGGUUUGGAACUUCAGCUCGGGGCCCUGGGCUUGCGGGGGGCAGGCUGCCCGUGCGAGGAGACCAGUGACGCUCUCCUUGUGCUUGAGGCUCCAGAGGCACGAAGACUUGAAGAAGAUGAUGACGGAGAGACACUGGAAGUGGAGGCCGGAGCGGUUGCUAGAAGAGCUUCAAACAGGAAGGGCUCCCUGCGGAUACGACUUUCCAGGAUCUUCCGCACUAAGAGCUGCGCAGGAUCCGGGGGGACUAACGAGAGGAGAGGAGCUGGAGAUCUGGGGGGCUCAGGCGGCAGCCUUACAGAUAUGUCCCGGGAUAAGGAGCUGGAACUGGGCAGGAAGCCCCGUUUGACGAGAACCCAAAGUGCCUUUUCUCCAGUUUCCUUCAGUCCCCUCUUCACUGGUGAAACAGUAUCACUUGUAGAUGUGGACAUCUCACAGAGAGGGUCAUCCUCCUCUCAUCCCCCUACUCCGCCUCCGCCGCCUCGGAGAAGUCUUAGCCUUUUAGAUGACAUUGGUGGAAUACAACCAGCGUCCGUCCUAGUGGGUCCCAUGGGCUCCUCACUUCAGUCUUUCCCACUUCCGCCGCCUCCUCCACCCCAUGCUCCAGACCCUUUGCCACGAUUGGUUCCUCUCAGACCACCAGAGUGUGUUCCAGUUCCACUGGUUCAGCCCUUGCAGUGCCCUCUGUUACGACAGGACCCCAGUAGCUUUGCUGCCAGCCUGCGUGAGCUGGAGAAGUGUGGCUGGUACUGGGGUCCAAUGAACUGGGAAGAUGCUGAAAUGAAAUUGAAAGGGAAGCCAGAUGGUUCCUUCUUGGUGCGAGACAGCUCAGAUCCGCGAUACAUUCUGAGUUUGAGUUUCCGCUCUCAAGGCAUCACCCACCACACACGCAUGGAACACUACAGAGGCACAUUCAGUCUCUGGUGUCAUCCCAAGUUUGAAGAUCGCUGUCAGUCUGUGGUGGAAUUUAUCAAACGGGCUAUUAUGCACUCUAAGAAUGGGAAGUUCCUGUAUUUUCUGCGCUCACGGGUCCCAGGUCUUCCUCCCACCCCAGUGCAGCUUCUGUAUCCUGUGUCCCGUUUCAGCAACGUGAAGUCUUUGCAGCAUCUGUGUCGCUUCCGCAUAAGGCAACUUGUCCGAAUUGACCACAUUCCUGAGCUCCCUUUGCCUAAACCCCUCAUCUCUUACCUCCGAAAAUUCUACUAUUAUGACCCACAGGAAGAAAUUUACCUCUGCCUGAAGGAGGCCAGACAUGUUACGAAAAUGGAAUCUGGAAAUGAGAACUCCACGUAGCAAGACCUUUUGUAACUCCCCUCCUGAUUGGCUGAACCAGAAAACGGAGUGUUUGUGGUGACCAAGCAGGAUGAAAAAUUGAAAUUACUGGACAGCCUCAUCGGAUGGCGGAAAAAGAGGGGGCAACAUUUCAUUAUGUUCAUCUCACAUCUCCCUCGUGCUCUGCCUUCUCUAGGGGUCAUUGAAAAGUAAUUUGCAGGUGUCAGCCUGAUAGCUUUAAGGAGCCAUGCACAAUGUAACGUGGCUGAAGUACAGUGGGACAGUGCUUGGCUAAGAUUGCCCUUCUGUCACUGGAUACCUUAACUGUAAGCUUCUGGAGAAACUGGAAAUUACAAGACUGGAACAUAUCAAGCCCCAAACUCAACCAUCUAAUGGACUGUAGAUCAUCUCACUUCAUUUACUGAACAAAAUAUUUUUGUGCGAUUGUGUGAUUUGCAACAUGAAAACUUUCUUGUGCUCCUGUAUCCACAAUAUUCUAUUGUGUUUACAAGGUUUUGAUUUUUUUUUUUUUUUUAAAUCUAAAUCAGGAAAGAAACGCUGAGCGUGUACAUUUAAAAAAUGUUAGCCCUUCUGGAAGUGAAUGGGUUACAUGUAAAUCUUCUAAGCCCAAUGUUCCCAGUCCAUGACGAAAGGUUCUACUACUGAUACAUCUCCUCCCGAUCUGCCUGCUGUAUGAGGGAGAGCAGCUGUUCUGCAUUGUACUACUGAUAGCACGCUCUGUAAUUCCUACUUUUCAGUGGGAUUCCCCAUCCCUUAUUACCUUAACACUCCCUUCUAAGAAAGGGUAAAUUGAUCUUUUCGGCACCAGAACAACUCCAAGGUUAUUCUCUGGAUUUCAAGAGCUCCGUCCUGUGUUUAUACAAACAUUUAUUUUUAUCCAAAACUGUAUUUGCCAGUGCUUAAGAUUUGGUCUAGCACUACGUCGUCCAUACAUGGGGAAAACUGACUGCCUAUGUCUCCCUGCGUCCCGUCAGUGACUAAUGAAAAGUUUUCCAAUGUUGGUGAAAAAAAAUCUUUACAUGAGGAGUCGAUUUCUGCUACCCCAACAGGGUUGGGGAAUAGAAAGUUUAAAUUAAUUUUACUGGGAACAAAAACUAUUCCUAAUUCUCUCUCCAGCACAAUCCCAGCCCCCAAACUCCUCCCCUUUUAUUAUUUUGUGUAUAUGUUGUUUUAUUUUCUGCACUUAAUUUAUUGAAUAAUAGUCUGUGUAAUUUAUUUUUGCCCUGUUUUCUUAUUCUCUCCUGCUGCUUGUGAGUUUUAAUAUAUGAGCAGACAAGGUUAUACUUUGGCUGUUAUGGAGUUUGUGUCCUAUGUGUGAGUGUGGUCCACUACAAAUGGGGUGUGGUUCGACAUGUCUUUAAAGCCCUGUUUGUAUAUAUUGUGCUUAUUGACAUGAUUGGGGCACAUUCCUUUUUUAACUUUUAUUUUUGACUCCCAUUUAAUUAUUUUUUUUGUAGACAUUGAAUAGGAAAUAACAGGAAAUUGUUGUUGUGUGUUUGUGAUGUCUUUCUUCCUCCUGCCCUAAAUUGUCCUUUCCUUUUUCCCUCCCAGGAAAACUAAAGCACUCACCCUCUCUCUCCUUCCCAACACUCCCUCCCUCUAGCAUCUUGUCUACUACUAUCCAACUGCUUCUGGAUUAACACAUUUUGUUUUUCAGGAGGGUUAGGGAGAGGGUUUGAAAUAAAUCAUUUAGAAAUAAUUAUUGCA
Messenger RNA from Bombina bombina (fire-bellied toad), 3318 nucleotides. It is a transcript of the gene SOCS7, whose product is annotated as suppressor of cytokine signaling 7. Gene Ontology annotation, biological process: phosphatidylinositol phosphate biosynthetic process; intracellular signal transduction. The coding region runs from base 85 to 1611 and encodes 508 amino acids. The record is from RefSeq and is a predicted model, not a curated record. Gene Ontology annotation, cellular component: phosphatidylinositol 3-kinase complex. Gene Ontology annotation, molecular function: 1-phosphatidylinositol-3-kinase regulator activity. The transcript has 10 exons. Lineage: Eukaryota; Metazoa; Chordata; Amphibia; Anura; Bombinatoridae.